CAGAGUCGAAAACAAGAAGGGGCACCAACACGCCCACGACGCCGAGCAAAGCGGAUUAAAGUCCCGCAGAGAUGGCAGGUGAGGCUGAGGACGACAUACCAGAGUCAGGAGCCGUUUUCACUUUUGGAAAGAGCAAAUUUGCCGACAACAUCCCGAGCAAAUUCUGGCUGAAAAACGACGUCCCCUUAAAAAUAGCCUGCGGCGACGAGCACACCGCCUUAAUUACAGAAAAUGGGAAACUCUUCAUGUUUGGCAGCAAUAACUGGGGUCAGCUCGGUCUGGGAUCCAAAGCGACCGUGAACAAGCCCACUUGUGUCAAAGCUCUUAAAUCAGAGAGAGUUCAUCUCGUGGCCUGUGGAAGGAACCACACUCUGAUCUGCACAGCUGAGGGAAAAGUGUUGGCCUCGGGCGGGAACAGCGAGGGUCAGCUGGGCCUCGGCGACUGCGAGGAAAGGACGUCCUUCCAGACCAUCCACACCUUUGACUCACACGGACCAAUCAAAAUGCUCGCUGCUGGCUCGAACACCUCCGCCGCUCUCACAGCGAGCGGUAAACUGUUCAUGUGGGGCGACAACACGGAGGGUCAGAUCGGUCUGGGGAAGGAGAGCCACGCCACCUCGCCACAGGAAGUCAGCGUGGGACGACCAAUCAGCUGGGUGUCCUGUGGAUACUACCACUCUGCCUUCGUGACAGUGGAAGGCGCUCUGUAUACGUUUGGAGAGCGCGACAGCGGCAAACUGGGUCUGGGCACCGAGCAGCUGCCGCGACACCGAGUCCCUCAGCUGGUGAAGAGCAUCAAGCAGCCGGUGGUGCAGGUGGCCUGCGGCGGGGGACACACGGUGGCGCUCGCAGAGGACGACCUGUUCACCUUCGGUCUCGGUCAGUUCGGGCAGCUCGGUCACGGGACGUUCACCUUCGAGUCGCGGCUGCCGCGGCCCGUCGAGCACUUCCGCAGGGGUCGAGUCUGUCAGGUGACCUGCGGGGAAAACCACACGGCCGUCGUCACAGACGGAGGCUUGCUGUACACGUUUGGAGACGGCAGACAUGGAAAACUGGGCCUGGGAGACGAGAACUUCACCAACCAGUUCAAACCAACGCUGUGUUCCCGCUUCCUCCACUACGACGUUCAGGCCGUGACGUGCGGCGGCUGUCACAUGGCGGUCCUGGCUCGGCCGAGGGACCGCGGCCGCGGCGGCGUGACCCUGGAGGCCGACGACGUGACGGAAGAUUUCCUGGAGAAGCCGUACGUGGAGCUGCUGGGGGACACGGCCGACUCGUCCGCCCUGCAGAGAAGCCUCUCGGCUCGGGUUCGCAGGAGGGAGAGGGAGAGAUCUCCGGACCAGUUCGGCGCCAUGUUCUGCACGCUGCCCACCAUGACGCCCGGCUACCUCCACCCGCCGCUGCCCAUCUCCAGCCAGACCGUCCCGCCCAGACUGCCUCCGCCCGAGCUGACCCACAGAAAGGUGCUGAACGGCACUCACCAACACGGGAGCGCAGGGUCAAACCAUCAGGGGCAGGCGGGGGGCGAGGCAGACAGCAUUGUGGAGAGCCUGACCGAUGCCGACAGCGUUAAGGGCCUGGGAGAAACCACCGACUUCCUCAACAUGACCCACGUGAUGAAGAUGGACCCCCGGGAUCAGACACUCACUCUGUCUCCAGUUCAGAAGAAGAAGGGUAAGCAUGGUAACACCAGUAAAGGGCAGAAAGAGACCCGGGAAGGGGAGAGGAAGCUCUUGAAGCAGAGCGGCUUCUCUUCGACUCCCCGAUCUCACAAAAAGACGAGCGAGGCUGUCUCUCCUCGCCGGGCGUUACCCACCGAGCUCCUGAGGGGCCACGGCGCUCGCUCUCCGGCCUCUCGGAGCCCGCAGAGACCGAAAACAAGCGACCGGAACAAGGAGAAUCUGAUCCUGGCCGUGGAGGAGCUUCAGAGGAAACCCAGUAAAAACACGAGUGUAGGCGACUUUAGGAAGGCAGCGAUCAAGCGGCGGCUCGGGCCAGCUCAGGGGGAAAGUCAGCUGAUAGAAGUUGGCAGGAAGCUUUCAGACUCUAAACAAAGUCCUGAAACCAGAAAGACAGUUUCAGGUGAGUCUGCAGCGGCCAAAGUUAAGCAAGCGCAGCCUAAAGCCGUCAGUGUGAAAAGCAAACCGAUGGUCGUGGGAAGUCAGCAUGCAGGCGUGAGCUCGGCAGGUAAGCGCAGUGACACGGGCUCACCUGGUUUUCACCUGAGAGGUGCUCUGAAUGAAGAGAGCUCAGGCGGCGGCCGACUGCACUCUGAGGUGAAGAAAAACUCAAAAUUUAAAGAGAAAACAGAUUUUUCUAAAAAAUCUAAGGAUGAGAAAAACAAAAAAGAGGCUCAGUCAAAAAAAGGGUCCGAACAUGCAAAGGGAACAGAGGAAGAGGCGUCAGAUCUCAGCCUGCUCGCCGGAACCGCUUCUCUCGCCGCAGGGUCGCUGUUACUGCACGAGGCGGCGUCCAGAAGCCAUUUUAGCUCGGCGUCGCCGUCCCCAUCCGAGAGCAGCCGCGGCGUCAUGAAACACAGCGUGAGGAAAAUGCGGGCCGACGAAUCAGAAUCCUACGAUUUUAGCAACAAAUCCACGGUUAGCAUCAACAUUGUACCUGCACCUGAGAGCUCUGAAGUCAGCACGAGCCAGGACGAGAAGGAAGCGAGCCAGGACGAGAAGGAGACGAGCCAGGACGAGAAGGAGACGAGUCAGGACGAGAAGGAGACGAGCCAGGACGAGAAGGAGACGAGUCAGGACGAGAAGGAGACGAGCCAGGACGAGAAAGAAGCGAGCCAGGACGAGAAGGAAGUGAGCCAGGACGAGAAGGAAGCGAGCCAGGACGAGAAGGAAACGAGCCAGGACGAGAAGGAAACGAGCCAGGACGAGAAGGAAACGAGCCAGGAAGAAAGUGAGGAGGAGCAAACGGGCUCUGCGACAGCCAAGCAGGAGAAGGGAGGGCAGAGAACGAGUACUGACGUAAGUGAGGAAGAAGAGGAGGAGGAUGUCAGUCACAGUAUCGAGAAAGCAACAGAAGAAGAAGAUGAGAAAGACAGCGACACUCUUCAACCAGAAGAGGAGUCGGAAACGGAUGAAGAAGAGGAGGGAAGCGGGGAUGAAGAGGAAGAAGAUGAAGGAAGCGGGACGGCAGGAAGUGACGAUGAUGAUGAGACUGAAGGAAAAGAGAGUGAAGGAAGUGAUGUGGAAGAGGAGGAGGAAAGUGACGACGGUUUGAGUCAUGAGACGGAAAGUAAAGGAGGAGAGUCUGAAAAUGAGGAAGGUGAGGAAGAAGAGGGGGAAUUCGAAAGCGAGGGUGAGGAAGAGGAGUGCGAAAGUGAAUCUUCAAAGUCCUCGGACAGUGAAGAGAGUGAUGUAGAGAGUGAGGCAGAGGAAGGAGAAGAGGAAGAGGAGCAAGGACAGAGUAGUGCUGAGGAGGAAGAGGAGGAAAGUAGUGAGGAAGAAGAGAGUGAAAAUGAAGAGGAAAGUGAGGAAGAGGUGGAAGAGGAGGAAGAAGAUGAAGCUGAAGCAGAGGAAGAGAGCGCUGAAGAAGAGGCAGAAGAGGAAAAAGACAGUGAAGAAGAAGCAACGGAAGAGGAGGAAGAAGAGGUUGAUGACAAAGAUGAAGAGGAGGAGGAGGAGGAGACUGAAGAAGAAGAGGAGGAAGAAGAAGAGGAGGAGGUUGUUCAAAAGAAAAAGUCUGAAGUCAAAAGACAAAGUGCAAAAUCUCAAAGGUCAGGGGUCAAAGGUCAGGCAGCAGGCGAGUCAGAGGAGUUCUGGGAUGAUGUGUUGCCUCAGUACCUCAACCUGAAAUAACACAAAUCCUUCAGACGGAUCCUUUCAGUAUUCUUCCAUGAGUCGAAGGUGACACUGAAACAUUGAAAUGCUUUCACAGAACCGUUGACUCGUGGUUUUAGCCCAAAAUGAAAUGACGCUGUAGGAAAAGUAAUUCUAUUAAAUCUUCUGUGAAAAAAAUUAGAUCGUCAUCUGCAAAGAAAAUCACCAAAAACACCUUCAUCAAAUAGAAAGAUUCAAACUGGAUGAAACUACCAGUUGCUUCUGGAGUCAGUUUCACCGAGAUGACACGAACAAAGAUGAAUGAAUGCUGAUGUUGGGGAGGCAGCUGUUUGCUAACACGUUAGCCGUAGCGGCUAACGUCUCCUCUUGACUGACACAGUUUCUUUUUCCGUGAAAUGUUCGUUUUUUGCACAAAUUUCAGUGUGUUGAUCAGAAUUCUGUUCACCUGAAAGCAUCUGAGGCUCGUCACUUCCUCAGUCUCGUUUCACUAGAAGCUACAAUCACCUGUUUCCAAGUUGGAACGUGAGUUUAGAGUUUGGGGAUGUAGAAAGUCCAACACAAAGACCCAAAUCCCUGUUCUAAUCACACACGGUGCCUUUGUGCUCGUAUUUCUUUCAUUUUAUGUCGCCAUUUCCUCGGUUUUACAUGUGUUGAAUGCUUUUCUAAGUUGCUUUCUGAGCUAAUCCCAUCCAGCCGUCCAUUCAGUGCUAAAAUUUGUCUCACGUUAUGCUUUCGGAGGCUUUGUUUACUUGUUUUUGUGUCUUCUUAUGAAUGAGUAUAUUUGGCUUAAAGAAUAGUUUGUCUUUCCUGCCGCCGGGUGCAUCCUGCUGUGCUCAGCAGCAGUAUUCUGUUACUUUUGGCUCAGUAUUAAAAAACUUCAUCAGAGUAACGAUGUGAUUAAAUAUCCCGACAGGCUGCUUUCAUCCUGCACAUGUUUGUGUGUCUUUAUUCUUUCUACUGUCUUUCUCGGUUUCUGUCUUUUCAUUCAUUUCUGUGUUUGGAAUAAAUGUUUUAUUUCAUUUAUGU
Messenger RNA from Chelmon rostratus (copperband butterflyfish), 4820 nucleotides. RefSeq names its product retinitis pigmentosa GTPase regulator b (gene rpgrb). The transcript has 14 exons. NCBI's taxonomy places the organism in Eukaryota, Metazoa, Chordata, Actinopteri, Chaetodontiformes, Chaetodontidae. Bases 72 to 3812 code for a protein of 1246 amino acids. The record is from RefSeq and is a predicted model, not a curated record.